Messenger RNA from Oryza brachyantha (malo sina), 3519 nucleotides. RefSeq lists its product as uncharacterized. Lineage: Eukaryota; Viridiplantae; Streptophyta; Magnoliopsida; Poales; Poaceae. The record is from RefSeq and is a predicted model, not a curated record. Bases 45 to 2999 code for a protein of 984 amino acids. The transcript is spliced from 2 exons.
CCAAAGCGGCGUUCCGUUCUGUCCCCCAAAAUCCCCCACCCGCCAUGCCCGACUCCUCCGCCGAUCCCUUCCUCCCUCCCCAACCCCGGCUCGAACCCUUCGCCGCCGCCGCCGUAGACGCAGCGAGGCCCGAUCCGGACAUGCCGCCGCGGAAAGCCAAGCUCAAGAGGCCCCUCACCGAGAAGCUGCGCGCCGCCGCGGAGCAGCGCCAGGCGCACCUCCGCGCCCGCCUCCGCCUCCAGCCCCUGCCCGCGCCGCCGCUCGCGCCGGCGGAGGGGUCCCCCGAGGAGGCGGCGCUCCGUGCCCUCGGCCUCCUCGACUUCGCGCGGCUGGGGCCCUCCCUCUCGUCCGAGCCCCUCCGACCCGACCUCGUCGCCCCCCUCGUCGCCUACCACGACCCCGCCCAGCGCCGCAGCUUCGUCCGGGGCGUCCGCGUCGGCGUCUCCCGGAAGCACUUCGCCGACGCGCUCUGCCUCCCCUGCAAGCCGGCCCCCACGGCGCCGCAGCCCGAGGCGGACCCCGCCGCGGUCGUCGCCGCCUCCCAGGAGCUACUUCAGGCCUACGUCCUGCCGCUGUUCCAGGGCGACGACAUGUGCAUACUGCCCCAGGAGGUGGUCGCCGCGGAGCAGGCGGUGAAGGACGGGUCGGCGCAUCGGGUUGACUGGGCGGGCCUGAUCUGGGGCCUCGUCGAGAAGGAGAUGCACGAUUUGCCCAAGAGGGACGAUGGGCUGUGCUACUACGGGGCGUAUUUGCAGAGGCUCAUCCGGGCACAUAAGCCAGAGCUGUUCGAGCAGACGGAGGAAGAGAGGGGAGAGGCUGUCUUGGAGGUGUCGGACAUGGAAGAGGAGGAAGCGGACGAUGAUGCGGACGCCAAGAGCAAGAGCAUGGAGGAGUUGGAGUCAGGGGAUGCGGAUGCUGAUGAGAGGAGCAACUGCUUGGACAAAUUGGAGAUAGGGGGUGCAGAUUUGGGGAGCAAUAGCUUGGAGGAGCUGGAGUCAGGCGAUGCAAACGUAAGGGGGGAAAAUGCGGAAGAAUUGGAGUUGGCAGUUGAGGAUGAGCUGAACAAGGGAUUGGAUGACACGGAUGCUGCAAAUGUGGAUGCAAAUCAUAUGGACUUGGAUGAAUCAGAGGCUACGGAUGAGGACGCGAAAGGCAAGAGCUUUGGUGAAUCGGAGAUGGGGUUUGUGUCUGUGGGAGCAGUUUCUGUUACGCAUGAAGUGAUGCUUCCUAAUGAUGAGGAUGCGGCAGAGGCGGCAGCAGAGGAAGAUGGAGACACAGCAAUGGCAACAGUAGAUAAGGAUGCAGGUUCAUUGACAGAAACGUUAGUGAUGACGCAUGAGGAAUUUGUGGCAGUGCCGGAGGAUGAUGACGAGGAGGCAGAUGGGGAUGAAGAGAAGGAUGCAACAGGGUUGAGCUUGGGGAUUGGCUCUGUCAAUGAUUAUGACAGUACAGAUAUGGAAGAGGAUGCAAACGUGGAAAAUCUUUGUGAGGGUGAUAGUGCCAAUGAAGAGGCAGAGGAAUCAGAGGAAGACGCAUUUGGGCAGUAUAGGAGUGAAGAGAUGAAUUGGACGAUGGGGGAUGAGAAGGGGCAUGGUAGUGAUUUUGUAAACCUUCAGUUCGAGAAUUUGAAUAAAGGUGAUGUUGAAAUCAGGAAUGAAGUCAGCUACGAUGAUGAAUUCUCUGGAAAGAUGGGAUCUUUGCAUGGGAUGACAUCAACAAACCUCCUGCAGGCAAUGAGCUCAAUUCCUGCGACAUACAAUGUUUCAGAGAAUGCUCCUGACCUGUCCUCUGGAGAAUUCUUGGCUAUGGGGGCUGAUGCUCAUAAAAAUGGACUGGACCUAGGGACCGGGAGCUCAUAUUUCUUUGAGAAUAAUGGGAAGAGGCAUAUUGGAGAAAUUGAGGAGUACAAUGACCAUAUGCCAGGAAAUGAGCAGUUUGACCAGAGAAAUCAACAUAAGAGGUUGCGGAACAGCAACAACAGUAGUAUAUCACCUGGAUCAGCAGUCUUCAAUGCACAUUUUGCAGAACCCUUUCAAAACUUGAUGAGCAAGGCUAGCAUGUUCUAUGAGCAGAAAGAGAGAGAACUUCAAGAUGUUCUGGUGGAGAAACAAUAUUUGGCCAACUUACUACAGGAGAAGGAACAAAUUAUCCAAUCGUUGAACUCGGCCAGAUUUGAGCAAGAGAAUAAGUGGCAAGCAGAGAUUAGACGCUUUGAGCAUGAUCUGAAUGUGAUGGCCCAAUUGGUCACUGGUUACAGGAGGGCAUUGAAACAGAACCGAGCCUCUUUUGAUGAGUACAGGAAGAAAUUCCCUUGUGACAAGCCUCGUUAUUGUGAUGUUCCUGGUGGUGGUGGUCUUGUUCUUAGUGUCAAGGAGUUGGAGAAGAAGCGGUUAGAGGAGGAGCAGCAGAAACUUGCUAUGGCAAAUGAAAUGAUUGGAAACUUCCAGCAUGAGUGGUUUUCGAAGUUUGAUGGCUGGGCACGAUCUAUCCAUUAUCUACGGAGCAGAACAGAAGAACUGGUUGGGGAGCUCACUCUUCUCAGGGAAAAAAGAAAAGCAAAAGUUACAACCCCAGUUAUGGAAGAAGCGAAUGAUACAGCUCCAGCUACAGAAGAAGCGAAUGUUAUAACCGCAGCUACAGAAGACAUGAAUGCAGCUACAGAAGAAGUGAGUGUUAUAACCCCAGCUACAGAAGAAGUGAAUGUUAUAACCUCAGCUACAGAAGAAAGGGAAGUUACAACCGCAGCUACAGAGGAAGCGAACAUUACAACCCCAGCUAUAGAAGAAGCGAAGGUUACAACCCCAGCUACAGAAGAAGCGAAGGUUACAACCCCAGCUACAGAAGAAGCGAACGUUACAACCCCAGCAACAGAAGAAGCGAACGUUACAACCCUAGCUACAGAAGAAGCGAACAUUACAACCACAGCUACAGAAGAAACAAACAUUACAACUUCAGCUACAGAAGAAGCGCAAGUUACAAUCCAACCUACAGAAGAAUGAGCUCUUGCUUUUCUGGCAUUCAGAGGUUCUGAUAUGAUGCCUACUGGCCACCAGGGUCCCCACUACGGCAGUAUCCUGGUGCACCUGAUGAGCUCUCCUUCAUAAAUGCACACUCCAAUUCUAUGGGUAUUUUGAUGUCAAGCCUGUGCAUCAGCAAUGUAACUACCUGGUGGUAAAUUGUAGCAAAGAUGGCAUUAUUCGACGUAUAAACUAGAUGUAUUGUUAUACAAGGACGCCUAAAUGGUUAGUGCUUAAUUUAGAUGCCCUUUUGACGCAAUCACUUUGCUGGGCCCCUGUUCGAUAGAACAAAAUUGUGCAUUCUCAUCCCCUGUUUGCAGUGAUAGUUCAGUACUUUAGUCGUAAUGUGUCUCCUCCAUUGUCAUGGGUUAUAGCACAGUGAGGAAAUGGAUUUCGAAGAUUAUUUUGUGACCUUGGAUGGCAUUAGGUUGCUGGUGUACACAAUACUGGACAUCUGUUCAAUGUGUGUACUGGAGAAAACCGGUUGAGAUAUGGUAGAAAA